UAGUCAAGCCACAGCGAACGCUCUAGUCCUGGCCGGCGCUUUGUGAUACCGAGGCGAAACAGGUUAUAGGUUCUACAUCUCUAUCUACGCUCAUCUAAUAAUAGAAAUGACACAAAGACCGAGAAGUUGACAAGCGUAACUUUUAAACAUCAUUAUUUUCAUUAUAGCUAGAAUUUAUAGUGAUGUUUGGUGCAACCGAACUUCGAGGGCACGUUACAUAUUAAGAGAACCAAGAUAAGGAAGUGAGCAAAAAAAGAGAACAACACAUCCGCUUGCGUAAAAAUGGGUGAAGAAAAAGCGUAGAUGAUGUCAGUCGUGUUGCAGCAAGGAGAAGAUAACAGUGAAGCAUAAUUCGCACAAAGAACAGGCGUGUGAUAGUGAAGAUUAAGUGACGGUAAUGCUGGGCAAUGAUAACAGACAUAAUAGUGAGGCUGGUCAUCCUGCUGUGGAUGUCAGCGACAGCUUCUGGUCACGAGGAUACUCCAGCUGCCGCGCGGCUUUGGUUUGAAGGCAACUCGACAUCACAAAGCUUCGAGUUCACACUCAAGGAGUAUGGGAGAGAAGGCGACAGAGUUGCGGCCCAGAUGCAGCGGGUGCUGUCGCCUCACGUCGUGCUAACGGACUGGCAAGUUCAAAUGAGCACAGAAGCACGUGCGGGGGAGGGGCUGCAGAUGACAGUCCACAACCCGCACACGGGCGUCAUCACCUUCCAGAAGGUGUUCCGGCUCGGGUUGGUGUUCGGUCACUACCUGGACCUACAGUGGCAUGUGGGGCGCAUACAGGAAGGCAGCGUGAUCGUCUUCAUGGUCUGUGGGUCUGGCAUGAUAGGUCUCAGAGACGCAGCCAUCACCCUGCAGGACCUGGGCUCAGUCCUGGCAGACCAUCUGCCAGAGACCGCUCACUGGAUCUGGGUCUUCGUCAAGGGAGGUAGAACUAUCAUAGAGACGGCUAUGCUGGAAACUCAAUUGCCGGUGACGGCACACGCUCCCUUGUUGACUUAUCCACAAACCAGACAAUAUUUUGAAGAUAGUCUGGAACAGCGAAGGUGGGAGCUGUGUGAAGUGCAGGAAGCCUUGGGGCCGUUCUGUGACGAGAGACACCCAGCAUCGAUACGACCGGAGCCUCAGCCGCUGCCUCACACAGAUAUUCUAGAUCAAAUUCCAGUCAUUAUGACGGGUGGCACGAGAAUCGCGUACCUGUACACAGCCCUCUCUGCCCUGUUGAAAGCUCCAGGUCUGCGUAAACAUAAUUUUAAAGUGUUCUUAGGGGACACUUCACCACAAGUAAUAGAACUUCUGAACUUGAUGGACAUACAGUACGUCGAGACUCUGGUGUACGGAGACGGAAACGUCAAACUUUUCCAGUACUACAGAUCAGCCUAUCAGUACGUGGCAGAUUCAUACCCAGAAGCUCCAGCAGCUAUCUUUAUGGACGAGGACGUCGAACUUUCCCCGGAUUACUUCUCUCUCAUGAGCCAAAUGAUCCCGCUGUUGAGAAUAGAUCCAACGAUUUACUGCGUGACAGGUUUCGGAGCUGCUUCAACGCAAUCAUUCUACGGUGAAGAUGACAAACUGAAGCGAGUGUCGUCCCAGGUGCUGUGGGGAUACGCUCUAACACUUGAUUUCAUACGUGAGGCCUUACGUGAAUGGCCAACUAGUCGGAAAUACAAUGUUAUUUACGAUCUGUGGAUGUUCGACAACGUCGUUGAUAAUAGGGAGUGCGUGGUACCAGAAAUGUCUAGAGUCCGGCACUUUGGAGCCGGCCAGAACACUCUAGGGUUUGACUUGGAGAAAUUUUUUCUUACCACUCAAUUAGUGAAUAAAACAGGCAUUAAAAUCACUAACCUGGAAGAAAUGCCUCAUAAAAACUGGUCGAAGAAGAUUAUCAGAGAACUUCAAAAAGCGACCGUAUUAGAAGGUAACCCAUGCGAGAAAGGGUUCUUUCACAACCGGCCAAAUGGAACCUACGUAUUCUUCUAUUACCUGGAAAGUGAUGAAAAUGGCAUGUACCAGAUCGACAACUAUUUCGCGAUAGGAGAAUGCCAGAACUUUUGGGGCCAGUCUGACCAAGGUUGGCACGAGGCGGUGACUUCUCUUAAGCCAAAACCUGGCAUCAAAUUAUACCUCGUGGGAGCACCUUACUCACCGUACGUGGAUAAGCUGAAAUUAGUCCCUAAGACCUGGGACAAAGCGAAAUUGACAGAGGGCGAGAAAGCCAGAGUAUUCAGGCAUAUGAUGGCUUACUAUGACGAGCGAAAGGCUAAUAUAAGAAAAAAAUCUCAAGACAAACGCUACAUGAAAGAUUUGUUCCGCAACAGAGGAAGUUGAAUUGUCCAGUAAUAAAAGUAUUUUACUUUUACUGUAAAAAAUGAUGACAAUUCAGAGGCGGAGAGAAUCUCUGCAGGCCACUGGCAUCUGUUGCCAAUAAGGUGCUCUAUAGUUACUUGAAGUGUACGAACAGUCUCAAUAUAUAGGGACUUUCUUGCGGAAAUGACCUCAAUUCAAUUCUAAUCUAAUUAAAUUUAAAUUAAAUAUCCAAUUUAAAUCCUACUUGUGAU
Hyalella azteca is the source of this 2557-nucleotide messenger RNA. RefSeq names its product protein O-linked-mannose beta-1,2-N-acetylglucosaminyltransferase 1. Gene Ontology annotation, molecular function: beta-1,3-galactosyl-O-glycosyl-glycoprotein beta-1,3-N-acetylglucosaminyltransferase activity. Gene Ontology annotation, cellular component: Golgi membrane. Gene Ontology annotation, biological process: protein O-linked glycosylation via N-acetylgalactosamine. The record is from RefSeq and is a predicted model, not a curated record. NCBI's taxonomy places the organism in Eukaryota, Metazoa, Arthropoda, Malacostraca, Amphipoda, Hyalellidae. The transcript has 5 exons. The coding region runs from base 408 to 2327 and encodes 639 amino acids.